GUUUCUGCGAACGGGAGAAGGAGAGCAGCAAGGGAAACAAGUGAGGGGAAACGCUGCGUCUUGUGUUGAGUCCUCUCCCACUCCUGCUCCCAUUCUGGUGGUGCGACUUGUUCGAUUCUCUGCCAUUUUCUCUGCUGAUGUUCUGUUGCUCAAUGCUUUGGGUCCUCAACUGAUACCCAACUCCUCAAAUCCCUGAACUGAUCAAAGUAAUCUGGGCUCGAUUCAAAGACAGGAACAUGGGAACCUUGGGUAAAGCAUUCUACUCUGUUGGGUUCUGGAUCCGUGAGACGGGCCAAGCCCUCGAUCGCCUUGGCUCCCGUCUUCAGGGAAACUACUACUUCCAAGAACAGCUGUCUAGGCAUCGGACUCUCAUGAAUGUAUUUGACAAAGCUCCUGCGGUUGAUAAGGAAGCAUUCGUAGCCCCUAAUGCAUCAAUAAUUGGCGAUGUUCAGGUUGGGCGGGGUUCUUCCAUAUGGUAUGGAUGUGUCCUGAGAGGUGAUGCUAACAGCGUUAGUAUUGGAUGUGGAACCAAUAUACAGGACAAUUCUCUUGUCCAUGUGGCAAAGUCAAAUUUGAGUGGGAAGGUCUUACCAACUAUCAUUGGAGAUAAUGUCACUGUAGGUCAUAGUGCUGUAUUACAUGGAUGUACUGUUGAGGAUGAGGCAUUUAUUGGCAUGGGUGCUACCUUGCUUGAUGGGGUAUAUGUUGAGAAGCAUGCCAUGGUUGCUGCUGGAGCCCUUGUUAGGCAGAAUACCAAGAUCCCCUAUGGAGAGGUUUGGGGAGGUAAUCCAGCAAGGUUCUUGAGAAAGCUCACAGAAAAUGAAAUGGCCUUCUUCGCUCAAUCAGCUUUAAAUUACGCCAAUUUGGCUCAGGCUCAUGCUGCUGAAAAUGCAAAACCAUUGGAUACGACUGAAUUUGAGAAGGUUGUCCGGAAGAAGUUUGGUCGACGUGAUGAGGAAUAUGAUUCAGUCCUAGGUGUUGCCAGGGAACCUCCAGCAGAGCUUCCCCUCCCAAAGACCUCUUAAAAUCUUUUGUAUUAGGCUUCCUUGAGAUUUGCUUGUGUGGAUCUCUGUAAUUUGCAAUUUAUCGGAGAACAGCUGCUUUUGUUUCCAAUAAUUGUGGGCUCUUGCUGAUGUCACAAAUGUCCUACUAUGAUGCAAAUAUUUGAUCCGCGGCUGUGGUCAUUUUCGCCCGUCAAUUAGAUCUUUCUUGAUAAUAAUGACAGAGUAAUCUGGAUAUGGUUUCUGGCA
Neltuma alba is the source of this 1250-nucleotide messenger RNA. RefSeq names its product gamma carbonic anhydrase 1, mitochondrial. NCBI's taxonomy places the organism in Eukaryota, Viridiplantae, Streptophyta, Magnoliopsida, Fabales, Fabaceae. The record is from RefSeq and is a predicted model, not a curated record. The transcript has 5 exons. The coding region runs from base 237 to 1025 and encodes 262 amino acids.